Strongylocentrotus purpuratus (purple sea urchin) is the source of this 3049-nucleotide messenger RNA. It is a transcript of the gene asah1, whose product is annotated as acid ceramidase. Gene Ontology annotation, biological process: fatty acid metabolic process. Gene Ontology annotation, molecular function: fatty acid amide hydrolase activity; N-acylsphingosine amidohydrolase activity. Lineage: Eukaryota; Metazoa; Echinodermata; Echinoidea; Camarodonta; Strongylocentrotidae. The coding region runs from base 58 to 1236 and encodes 392 amino acids. The transcript is spliced from 12 exons. Gene Ontology annotation, cellular component: lysosome. The record is from RefSeq and is a predicted model, not a curated record.
ACUUGUGUACACGAUUAUCGAUCAAUUCUCACAUGACCUGCGAGACUCUUGUUCAAGAUGGACGUGAAAACCGUAUUAAGCGUUUUAUUUUUGCUGUCUAUCAGCUGGGCCAAUGCUCAAGAUUUGCCGCCGUUCACAGAGGAUUGUCGUAGUGAUGCAUAUCCACCCCCGGUUAAGGACAAGGUGGGGACCUAUGUCCUGAAUCUGGACCAAGCACCAGAGGACAGAUGGACCGGUCUUGUAAAACCAUUGACAGAGAAGUUAAUCGUGUUGAUUCAAGACAUCAAGGAUCUAGUCGGAAUCUUUGUUAAUGAGACAAAGGCAGUUGAUUAUUUGGAUGAACUCCUGGCCCCCAUGGCAGAUACCUUUCCAGAACCAUAUCCAGGAGAGCUCAAAGGCAUUGCUAAUGCUACAGGCAUCCCACUUGGUCAAGUUAUUCUCUACAAUGUUUUCUAUGAAGUGUUCACUGUGUGCACUUCACUGGUAGUGGAAGAUAAAACAGGAGAUUUAUUUCAUGCCAGGAACCUGGACUUCGGACUCUUCCUUGGCUGGGAUGCAAAGAACAGCACCUGGGCCCUGACGGAGCGUCUUCGACCAUUGAUCAUCAACGUAGACUACCAGCAGGGCGGGAAGACCGUUGGCAAAGGGGUCCACUUCGCAGGAUAUGUAGGCAUGAUCACAGGCAUGAAACCAGGUGUUCUGUCGCUGUCCAUGAACGAGAGAUUCCAGGCUGAGGGUGGUUUCAUCGGCAUCAUUGAGUGGGUCCUUGGCCAGCGUGACGGGCAGUGGAUGGGAUUCGUGCUCCGGGAUGCGGUUGUCAAGGCAACAGACUUUAAUUCUACUCUGCAAUACCUGACUUCGGUCGAUCUGCUUGCUCCCGGCUACAUCAUCCUUGGUGGAAACUCAACUGGACAGGGCGCCAUAAUUACAAGAUCUAUCGGCACCAAGGCAGAUGAUGUCAAAAUGUUGAACCCUUCCAAUGGCACAUGGUACCUCGUGGAAACGAACUACGACAACUGGGAGAGCCCUCCUUUCUUUGAUAAUAGAAGAGCACCAGCCACUAAGUGUAUGAACACCAUGACUCAGGCGAAUGUUGGACUGAAAGGAAUUUUCAACGUACUCUCUACAAAGCCUGUCAGAAAUCUUCUAACAACCUAUACAGCUCUGAUGCAUGUUAGAAGUGGAACCCUCGACACCUAUCUGCAAUACUGCCCUCAACCCUGCUUUCCCUGGUAAACUAUCUCAUGAACUGGAUUUGAUGAACAACCAACAAAUUGAAAUACCUCCUGUAUCAAUAAACACUACAAAAAUUGACAGAAAAAAUAGUGAUCGUGUUUGGAAAUCUUCAUACUCGUUAUGAGUAAUACAGAUGGCCUAAAAAGUUGAUUUCAUGAGUGCAUGAUUUUGAUGCCAAAUCAAACUCAAAUAAGGUUCAACACCAGUUUUUGGAUCACUUUGUGAGGCUUAUGUCUACAUCAAUACUCAUUAGUCUAAAAGUUAUUUGAAUCUAAGAUUAUCGAGGAGGGAAACAUCUACUGUUUCAAAACUAGUUUCUGAGGAAUAUUUCUAUUAGUUGAUGAUCUAACCUCGUCUUUCAAAUUUGACAAAGCUCUUCGACUAUGUUGAAGAAUCAGAUUUGCUAAAAGCAGUCUUAUUUGAUUGGUUGUGAGUUUUUACGCGAAUAAAUAAAUACAAGCAGAAUUUAUCUCUAUUUCUAUGAAGUUUACUUUGAUUUGAACUGUAGCCAGUAAUUAAGGCUAUACUAGAUGUUAAAGAUAAUGCUUAAGUAUUUUACUUUAUAAUAUUAAUUUGAUAUCCAAAUGUUUUGUAGAAACCAACAACAAAAAGCAAUGCGUGAUUUACAAUGAGCCAUAAACGUAUGCCAGGAACUUAUACCAUAGCAUUAUGUUAGAAGUCAGUUAACUUAAAAUCAAAUUGAAUUAAAAUGAUAUAUUAAUUAUUUUUCUGAUGUAAGGCUAUCAUUAGAGGAAAAAAUUUGUACACUUCAUUUGAAAGCUUGCUAUAUAAUAUUGAAAUAGACUUUUGUGAUUGAAUGUAGGUAAGUUACAAUGCCUUAUACAUAUUUAGCGUUGUACUAGGAAAAGUAUUGAUAUAAAUAUUUUUGAUACAGUUUAAAGGAUGUCGAUGGAUGGAUUAAAUGUUGAAUCUAAAUGAUGUCUAAAAGAAAUUUCUGUGCCGUAAAUCAUAUUUGCAAACGCAAAAUGGCAGUCAUGUACUGGGAAGAUGUACUUUGUGUGAAUGAUUGAAGGAGUUAAAAAUUGUUAGAUCACAAAGUUUACUUAUAUCAUGACAAGAAUGAAUACAGUGCCUCAGAUAAUUUCUUUGGAAUGUACUGGUUUUCUCGCAGAAUUUAGAUAUCUUCUUAGUGAAUUAAUAUAAGGUACCAAUUAAUUAGUUUCAAAUCAUUGGCUCAUAUUCUUGGAAGCUAUUCAACCAGGGGCCCAUUGCAUGAAACUUACCAUUUCUGGUAACUUUCAUGGAAACCUUGAUUUGAUUGGUUGUUGGUUGAAGUUGCAAUGGUAGUUUUUCUAUUAUUGGCAAAGUUACCAUCAAUGGCAUUAAAGUUUUAUGCAACCGAGUUCAGGUUGGUUAGGUUUGAAACCAAGUACCCACCUAAAUGUUUGGAGUUACUUUAUUGAUUUACAGAGUGCUAAAUGUCGGCUUCUACAUCCGCUACAAACCAGAUACAAUCUGUAACUAGAUGGAAAAAAGAAAUAGAAACAUACCUCUAUGAAAUUUAUUUCCUGAUUUUCAUUUCUUUACCAAAAUUCUUUUUUUUUCCUAAUUCGUUAUUUAACUCAAGUAACUUUUUAAGAGCUCAGGUAUACACUUGGCCUUCCGUACAUGAGAGAACUCAGUUUAGCCACAUGUAAUUUCAACUGAUUUCAAGAAUAUGAACCAUUAAUAUGAUAUUUUGAUACUAGUUGGUUUUUAAUGUGUAAAAUAUUUUAUAUUGACGAUUUUGAAGAAUAUAUAUAUAAUGAUAUUAUGUGUAUAUAAAGGAUCACAUGAAUUUCCAUUAGAAAAA